Molecule: messenger RNA, 555 nt
Organism: Glycine soja
Lineage: Eukaryota; Viridiplantae; Streptophyta; Magnoliopsida; Fabales; Fabaceae
Exons: 2
Coding region: 1-555 (184 amino acids)
Cellular component (GO): plasma membrane
Molecular function (GO): kinase inhibitor activity
Source: RefSeq, a predicted model, not a curated record
AUGAACAACACCACACACCACAAAAAGCCCUCCUCCGGGGACUCCUUCUCCUUCCCUAGCACCCCAACCCCGGACUCGGCCGACUUCGAGUUCGGCUCCCUCACGCCGGACUCGUCCUCGACCGAGCCCUUCGCAGGCUCUCCGGCCGACCACCUCUUCUUCAACGGCCGCCUCCAGCCCCACUACUUCCCCAUUACCAGCCGCACCAGCAGCACCAGGGACUCGCUUUUCUCGUCAAGAAGCAACAGCACCAACAGCAGCUGCAGCAGCGCCAGGACAAGCUCCAGUGACAGCUCCGAGCGAAAAGCCUUCCACAACAAGCACAAGGGUGAUGGUGGUGGCUCACUUAGGGCAAAGACUCAGUCUCAUAAUCAAGCAUAUUGUUCCCAGAGGUGGCAGUAUAUAACGCCGGUGCCCACCGCGUUGAGCCGCGACGGCUCCGUAAGAAAAAGGAGGGAUACAAACCAAGGGAAGAAGAAGAAGAAGAAGGACAAAGGAGAAUGCCAUGCCAUGGAACCUUCAUCCAAGGGUCGUAAUAAAGAGAUUGUGAUUUGA